Alnus glutinosa is the source of this 671-nucleotide messenger RNA. RefSeq lists its product as uncharacterized. The transcript has a single exon. The record is from RefSeq and is a predicted model, not a curated record. The coding region runs from base 124 to 330 and encodes 68 amino acids. NCBI's taxonomy places the organism in Eukaryota, Viridiplantae, Streptophyta, Magnoliopsida, Fagales, Betulaceae.
CUAAUAUAUAUCUCUGUCGACCGAUCAUUCUUCCCAUUUAUCCCAUUCUUAUAUACAGUACGAGACACCCAAGGGUAACAGAAACCCGAAAUUCCGGCCGGUCCGAGACACCACCGAAACGCCAUGGUUUGCUUCUGUUUCCUCGUUGAUCAAGAGCGGCAAGUGCGGCGGAGCAAGCCGGCGGCAGGGAUAUGUUCGCGGUGCGGCGGCGGGGCAAGCGUGGCCGACAUGAAGACGGCUACAAGGUUUUGUCACGUGCCAUUGUAUUGGAAAUAUUGGAAAGCAAUUAUAUGCACAUUUUGUGGAGCAACUCUUCGAACAUACCCAUAAAUCAAUGUCGAUUUUGUUUCUGUUUCUGGGUAAGAAUUAGUUUUGUAUCAAAUAAGGGUUCGUAGUAGUAGUAUAUGAUUGAUGAAGGGUUAAAGGUUUAAGCUAGCUAGGUGGAGGGAUAUAUGGCCGGGGCAAGAAUUAUUUCCGGCCAAGUUAUUAUUAUUCUUAGUCGAAUGAAUAUGAAGAUGUAGUAAUGGUUUUUGGAUUGGGAGGGUUCAGAUUGAAUUUCAAGUACUGUUCCAUGAGAAGCAAAUUCAAUCUCAACCCUUAAAAAACUACAGUUGUAGAAUAUUUCUUUUUAGCAGCUAAUCAAUCCAAAACCAUAUUUUUCUUAUGGGAAA